Molecule: messenger RNA, 2552 nt
Organism: Linum trigynum
Lineage: Eukaryota; Viridiplantae; Streptophyta; Magnoliopsida; Malpighiales; Linaceae
Source: the annotation of a GenBank genome assembly
GAAAAGAGACAAAAAGCAUUGUCUGUGCAUCAUUCAUUUUUCAAACCACACCCCAUGAUUGGGUGCAUUACUAUAAUUCCCCCCCACACCCCGUCUCCGAUGAAUGAAAUUGACAUAACACACAACAAAUGGAAACGAACGAUUCCCCUCUUUUCCUCACACAAACAAAGACAUAAAUAAAGCCAAAAGCAACCCAACUCGCCCCAUUUUCACGUAACUCACUGAAAUUGGAACCCAAACAAACCCUUUUCAAACAACACACUAAUUACCCUCCUUUCACCUUCUAAUCAUUCCCUCCUCUCUCUCUAGUGUUCCUUUUAAUUAGUAGCUCAACGAGAUACCUCAAAAUUGCACACACCAAAAAAACAAAACAAAAAUGGCCAAGCUGAUCUUCUUCUUCUUCUGUUUGUCACUGUUGCUAACGUUACACCUCGACCGACCUCUCGCAGAAGCAAGUAAUGUGACGGACAUUUUCAUCCUGGCGGGACAGAGCAACAUGGCGGGGCGAGGCGGAGUGGACCGCGGCAAGUGGAACGGCGUCGUCCCUUCGCAAUCCGCUCCCAGCCCGUCGAUCCUCCGGCUGAGCGCCGGGAUGAGGUGGCAGCCGGCCGCCGAGCCCCUCCACGUGGACAUCGACGUGGCGAAGAACAAGACCUGCGGGGUGGGGCCGGGCAUGGCGUUCGCCAAUGCGCUGCUGCCGGAGCUCAUGAGGUGCAAUGAGGCGGCGUCGGCGGUGGUGGUGGUGGGGCUAGUGCCGUGUGCGGUGGGCGGGACGAGGAUCCGGCAGUGGAGGCGGGGGAAGCGGCUGUACGGUCGGAUGGUGCGGCGGGCGAGAGCGGCGGCGAGAGGCGGCGGCGGCGGGAGGAGGAGGAUCCGAGGGGUUUUGUGGUAUCAAGGAGAGAGCGAUACGGUGCGUAGAGAGGAUGCGGAGGGGUAUAAGGGGAAUUUGGAGAGGCUGGUAGUGGACUUGCGGUCGGAUCUUGGCAUCCCUGCUCUGCCGUUUCUCCUGGUUGCAGUGGCAUCUGGGGAAGGCAAGUUUGUGGAACAAGUGAGGAAAGCCCAACUCACAAUCGACCUUCCAAACGUGCAAUGCGUAGAUGCCAAGGGAUUGGGCCUGAAAGCAGAUCAUCUCCACCUAACCACUACCUCGGAGGUUCAGCUGGGCCAGAAGCUGGCCCGUGCCUUUCUUGCUCAUUUUGGCCAUCGGCCCUCAUUGCACCAACUUAUGCAGUAGCCUAUCCACCUGCGAUUAUUAUUAUUGUUGUUGUUGUUAUUGGCUUAUUAUUACUGCUAUUAUUAUGAGCAAGGUUGUCAAACUGGUUUAUAUAGUUGUGCCGGUUUGGCAAGUGGAAUGGUAUGAUCGGUGGUAUAACCAGUUUGUGCCGGUUCAUGCCGGUUUAAAAAAAUAUGAAAAUAAUUAAUAUCCAAUGUAUUUAAUCAUAUAUAAAACAUAUUUGUGGACAAUUUAGUUACAAUCCAACAAAUAUCAUCAACUAUUAACUAUUAAAUUCAUAAAAUGAAUAAUAAAUUUGUUUUUUUAUUAAUUGAAUUCAUUAAAAUGAUGUCAUUUUGCUUAGAAUGCGUAAGUCGAUCAUACCGGUCAUACCGGUAAUGUCAUGUCGGUUUUAUAACUGGCACAUGUUGAACCAGGUUCAACCGGGUGGCAAUGCCGGUAUGAUUAUGAGAUUCUGUCUUAGCUAUAAGGAGAAAACAUAUGGGCUCACAAAGACCACAUAGCGGGCCCAAUCGUACUUGGACAUAUAAGGUAUCUAACUGGCUUAGGCCCAUCAGAUCACGACGACGACGACGACUUGCGGAGCCGAAAGUAAAAUCUUGAUCCGUGUCUGAAUCUGGGUUCUGAUUCUUUGAGCCUGUUUCUCAGCUGCGUCUCAGCAGAGCAGACUGGCCACUCCGAAGUCUGAAACACAGCGGGUAAUCAGGUUACAAUCCUAUAAUGAUGGAGUUAAAAGCCAAAAUUGUGAAACUGUAUGCCAAAAAGUGAAUAAUACAAUAUUUUGUACUAAAAUCAUGGUUUAAUUUGGGGUGAUAGUCGGUCGGUUUCGGUUUAACCGUAAAUCAAAAAAAUCGGUUAUCAGUUAGCUCAAGGGUGGAGCUACACGAGGCCUCGGGGAGGCCCCGGUCCCCCGAAAAUCUCGAUAGUCACCUAUACGUGGCUUAGGAUAUUAGGUAUAUACUAAAUAUGUUUAGUUAAAUAAAAAGACGUGCAAGAUACAAUCAUAAAAAUUUAUUUAGUGCAGCGUAAGAUGGCUUCUAUUUUGACCCCUUGGUCGUGGUUUCGAUGGCAGUUGAUAGCAGCAGAUUUAAGGUUUUGUUUACUACUUUUUUCAUGGUAUGCCAUUUAAGGUUUUGUUUACUACUUUUUUCAUGGUAUGCCAGGUUCGUUUGGUAGAUGCGUAUCUAAAUGAUGUAUUUAAUGAAUGCAUGUAUUGUAGAGAAUGCAUCGUUUUUUUGUUGCAAAAUAAAACACAAUGCAUGUAUUUGAUUGUUGAUGUGACAUUUGAAAUCAUUCAAAAUGAAUGAUUUAGAAUCUC